This is a messenger RNA of Ruditapes philippinarum (Manila clam), 480 nucleotides long. RefSeq lists its product as uncharacterized. Gene Ontology annotation, biological process: neuron differentiation; brain development; central nervous system development. The coding region runs from base 1 to 480 and encodes 159 amino acids. Gene Ontology annotation, molecular function: DNA binding. Lineage: Eukaryota; Metazoa; Mollusca; Bivalvia; Venerida; Veneridae. The record is from RefSeq and is a predicted model, not a curated record. The transcript is spliced from 3 exons.
AUGCCAUGUACAAAUCUAUCCCGGGUAUUCUACGCUGAAGUUCGUCGUAUAGAAUCUGCCAUUGACCGUUGUGGUGGUUGCGGUGGUGGUGGUGGUGGUGAUGGUUGUGGUGGCGGUGGCGGUGGCGGUGGUGGUGGAGUAGGUGGUGUUGGUGGUGGUGGUGGUGGAGGAGGUGGGAGUGGUGGUGGUGGUGAAGGUGGUGGUGGUUGCGGUGGUGGUGGUGUUGGUGAUGGUUGUGGUGCCGGUGGUGGUGGCUGUGGUGGUGGUGUUGGUGGUGAAGCAAAUGGCACCGUAAAGGAAUUAGUGUUUCCUAAAGCAUUAGACCUAGACCGCCCAAAGCGGGCUCGAACAACAUUCUCGCCGUAUCAACUUUUUGAACUGGAGAGAGAAUUCCAGCGGAACCAGUAUCUUGUUGGCAAGGAUAGAUCAGAACUUGCAAAACGACUCAGGUUAUCAAAAACUCAGGUAGUGCAGCAUUAA